Molecule: messenger RNA, 4731 nt
Organism: Eublepharis macularius
Lineage: Eukaryota; Metazoa; Chordata; Lepidosauria; Squamata; Eublepharidae
Gene: UBE2W
Product: ubiquitin conjugating enzyme E2 W
Exons: 6
Coding region: 84-539 (151 amino acids)
Source: RefSeq, a predicted model, not a curated record
GGUGCCGGCGCCGCCGCGCUGCGUCUCUCCCGGUCCCGGCCGGCGGCACAGAGGAGACCGGGGGGAGGGGGGGCGGAUCCAUCAUGGCGUCUAUGCAGAAGAGGCUACAGAAAGAGCUAUUGGCUUUACAGAAUGACCCACCUCCAGGAAUGACCUUGAAUGAAAAGAGUGUUCAAAAUUCAAUUACGCAGUGGAUUGUAGACAUGGAAGGUGCUCCUGGAACAUUAUAUGAAGGGGAGAAAUUUCAGCUGCUGUUUAAGUUCAGUAGUCGAUAUCCAUUUGACUCUCCUCAGGUCAUGUUUACUGGUGAAAAUAUACCCGUUCAUCCUCAUGUUUAUAGCAAUGGUCAUAUCUGUUUAUCUAUUCUAACAGAAGACUGGUCUCCAGCUCUUUCAGUGCAAUCAGUUUGUCUUAGCAUUAUUAGCAUGCUUUCCAGCUGCAAAGAAAAGAGACGACCACCAGAUAAUUCAUUUUAUGUAAGAACAUGUAACAAGAAUCCAAAGAAAACUAAAUGGUGGUAUCAUGAUGACACUUGUUGAUGCCACCAUUUUGAGAGUCACCUAACAGAAGAUAGUCCUACUGAGAAAAUGAGCACUUUGAUCAUUCAGUCUUUGAACUUUAACCUCUGACUGGAAGUGACAAUAGGCAAUGAAGACUACUUCCUCUGACUGCAUUUUUACUAGUGUACAUUCUGGGCGCAUGUUGAUCGCUGGUUCAGUCCAUGCUACUGACAUGCUUUUCUUAGUCGUACAGUAUUAAUGCAGGUGUGGGAAAUAUCAGAAUUCCAUUUUUUAAAAUAAACUUUUGGAAGAAUUUUAGGUCUUCGUGUAUUGUGCAAUAAUAUGAUUCUUGGCAGCUUUGGUAUAUCCAUUGCUGGCAAAAGGUUGUAUCAGGAAACUUAUACCCCUGCCACAAGAAAAGGUAGAUGCAUGAUAGGGUCUAUGAAAAGUUUUAGGUAUAUUGGGAUUAUAAGUAACCUAUCAUUUUGAAAACCACCUAAUUGUUUAGUUUUGGAUUCUAUGCACUGUGAUCAUAAUACUAGCAGCGUGAAUUAAAACAUGCUUAGCUAAAGGACUAAUAAGAUCAUUGCAUAUUUAUUGAAUUGUCAAUAUUUUGACAUGGAAGACUUUCAGGUUAUAUCAGCAGAGAGGUACGUACAAUGUUAUCCCUAUGGCGAAAUAGAUACAUUUUGUGUGUAUAUCAUAUUUCUGAAGCAAAAGUAUGAAUAAAAUAAGGUAGGAAUGAUUUAAUCAAGGCAAACUUUGUUCUGGAAAUGGGAACAGAUGGCAGUGAUAGAACUGAAUUUGCUGCAGUCCUUGAAUGGGCUUGUUAAUAUGUACACUAGAGCUGUUUUCCAAGUAGAUUGCACACUGUUACUUCCUACUAGCCUUCAGCAUGAGCCCUGUUGCCUACACAAUAUUUCAUUUAUUUAUGUUUGGAAUUUUUUUGAGUUUAUGGUUUCUUUUGUGUUGUAUGUCAUGUUUGAAUGUUACAAAACUAUUUUCACUGAAAAGCUGUCAGAAGAUAUUUUCUUGUAAACUAUUUCUUUACCUUGUAAGCAUUAUCUUGUCUUUUAAUCCUGUAUUAUAAAGGAAAAAAUACAUUUUGGACAGAGAUGAACUGUUUUGACAAAAAAGUGUGGAUCUUUUUAUUUAAGUUUAGACAAAAGUAUAUUUUUCUUACCUUACUUGUCCCAUACAGCCAUAGCAAUUUUCCAAGUUUUUUUUUCAAAGAUCUAACUACAACUAGAUUUACCUUUUAUAUAGAAAAACAAUUGUUAAAUAACAGUGAAUUGUUCUUCACCACUGUAAUUUUGUGAUACUGCAUCUAGGCUGUCUCUUUAGGAAGCACUGAUGUCUUUUAUAAACUUACUACCUUUACACAUAUGCAAACUUUCUAUUUCAAUGCUCUUUUUAAUGUUGCCUUACUAUUGCACUAAACAAACAAACAAGAACCCUAGAAGUCAAUAAAUGAAUGUCUGAACUGAAUAAAACUUACUUGAUUUUUAAAGUAAGAACCGGAUCAGCAAAGCUUAAAAAAGCCUACCAGAGUUGGCUGAAGAUAAUUCUAGUGUUUUUUGAAAACUGCUGUAUAGUAACUUGCAAAUUUUAUAAAUAUGUACAUACUACUGUAUCUUUGCAAAUAUCUAAAACAGACAAUUGAUAAACUCAGGGGUGGGUGCAAAUAAACUGGGAAUAUAAUGUGGUGUUCAUUGGUGGCACUGAAUUACAAGCUACCAGUCUGGUAGAUGGUGUUUUAAACAAGAAACUGUUACUUUUUCUAUUUUGAGGGAAUCUUUAUUGGCCUCUUAAAAAGUUUGACAGAAGCUGUGGAUAUAAACUUGUGUACAGCUGUUUGCAAGCCUCCUGUACAAAAUGAAAAGUAUCACUUCUGAAUUUCUGUUAAGCCAAAAAUAUUAUUGAGGAAUUAGAACAUAUAUUUCUUGUUAUAGCUUCUUUAAUAUUUUCAUUUGUAAAUUAAACUACAACAGUCAACUAACAGAUAUUUACAAGUUGAUGGUAUGCAUGAGCAGUAACUGCUGAACAUUUCAUCCGUAUCUUCAUAUUUGCAAAACGUUUCACUUGAUGUAUGUGUUAGAAAACUAUGUAUAUUGUUCAUACAGCGGAAUUGCUUAAUCAUGUAAACUUAUUCUCCUAUCCACAGUGUUGGAACGUCUUUGUGCACCUGAAAGAAUGGGUUCAUCUGUGCAUUUAAAAGAUUAAUGUAAUUAUUCCAUACUGUGGAAUUGUUUUUAAAGAUUCUUUGUGUACAUUCUCAAAAUUCAUGCUUUAGUGUUGCACAUAUUUUGAUUCACUUAUAUAAAUACCACAGUAUGGAUUAAAUAGAAAUUACUAAGCAAGCAUUGAAGUAUCUGGGUUUCUUUAUGCUACUACUGUAUUUUUUUAAAAAAUGUGAAAUACGAUUAUCUAAAAAUACUGCAGUUCUUGCACUGAAGCAGCAAUAUAGGUUAGAAUAAACCUUAUAUAGAACAUAAUGUCCACACUGCAUAUUAACAGUAUAGUUCUUUUCCUUUGCUUCUUGGUAAUUGCAUCUUCCUGAAAAGAAAAUUAUUUAAGAAUUCUUCUUUCAAAUGCCUUUAAUAGAAUUGUGCACUAUGAAUAUGAGCUCCAAGUAUGCUACAGGCAUAUGUCAUGAUACAUAUGCAAUAUAUACAUGUGAGUGUAUGUGUGUUACCACAACAUGAUUUGUGCCUGGGUGAGGUGAUCUCAUACGGCAAAGUGUUGCUGGAAACAGAAAAUAUGUCAGCCAAAACAGAUCUUAUUUUGGUAUGCUGUUUUGCUGAAUGAUGUGCAUUUGGUACUUAUGUAAGCAGCAGCCAGCAGGGAUGUCUUAUGAAGACAUGACAGAAGUUUGUCCCAAAACUUUUGUUUUGGUUCUGGUGAUUUGAAAACUUACUGUAAAAUAUUUUGCUGAAAAGUCUUUUAAAACUAUAUUGAAAGAAAGAAGAAAAAAUCAUCUUGGCUAUGUCUGUAAUAAUUAGAGCAUCAAGCUUUAUUGCAGGCUGCUUCUCUCUUAUAAUGAUAAGUCUGUUAUACUUUCUGCAAGCAGAAAAGUUUUGGACUAGCUUAUUGAGAGGGACUUAAUUUUUAUGUAUGUCUCUUCUGCUGAGGUAUUCUACAUUCCUCAAUAAAGUACUUUUUCAAACAGAGCACCUGUUUUGCCUGGGUGAAAAUUACAUGAUUGAAUCUCAGAUUGCUUUGUCUUGCAUAGGAGCAGAGAAUUAGUAAUAUCAAAAGGGGUUGUUUUGAUGAAAUGCUGCCCAAAGUACUGCCCAUCUCUGUGUUUCCUAGCAUCCCACCAUCUUCUCUUAAACAGAGUCAAGUCUUGCUUUCCUCCACCUCAUUUGUAUAGGAGGUGCUUCAGAAGCGCUCAGGUGGCAUUGCCUUCGUGUCAACAGGGAACUGCCUAUUCAGGAACAUUGUUUGGAUUGUAGGAAGAUGCUUGGUGUGGACUUUCUCUCUACUUUUGUGAUUCAUUCCAGCCCAGAUGAGUCAUUUUUCUAAUGGUUCCCACUCAGUCCUCUCAGAACGUUAGAAGUGCCUACAAACUCAGCAAAGUUGGGUAUUCCUUUUCUGGAUGGUAAAAAGGCAGUAUUAAACAAAGCUUUAUUACUGAGGCCUGUACUUCAAGAAAGCUAUUUACUUCCUUCUAUAAUUUUGCAUCCUUUUGUCCUAAUUAGCAUUGAGUGCUUCAAGACUUAUGAGAAAUACAUUUCAUACUGAUUGAUCCAAAAUGACAUAGCACACUACAGUCUUCUCUACCUGUCCUUUCCAUCCUUCUCUGCUGCAUGAUUCAGGAAUUGAUAGAAAGACAAGAAAGGUGUUAUUUGAUCUAGAAAAAUACACAGUCAGAAUGUCAUCAAUGGUACGGGUGCAUUAUCAGAACUGGGUCAGCAUAGUUAUAAUUUGAAGGCUGCCUUGCAAACAUCUGUGUUCAUCCUAUACAUGUUUGAGUUCGCAGUUUGCACAUCUGUGUCCUAGGCAAAUUGCAAGUCACGAUGAGGGAGUAUUUGAUGUUUGCCAAGAAUAUUAUUUACCUGUAGUAGUACUGACUGGGGAGCAGUGGUAUGACUGAUCUAAUCAAACCUUACUCUUCUCCUUGCAUUGUUAAUGGGGGAAGGUCACUGAUGAAUUUUGUGAGCCCAGAACCAUUCCAUUGCUUAAUAAUUUGAAACACUGAUUACAAGAAUAAAUUGAUGUCUUUGCUGUC